GUGCCCUUGAACUGCACACGUAUGUCUUUAUGCAUUGUUAUAAAAUUUCGAAAUAAGAGAAUAUUACAUUUGGAGAAAUGUACAUAAUUCAAACGCACCUUAUUAGCUGCCUAUGAUAGUUUAUGAAAUAUGGUUACAGCUAAUUCAAUAAGGGCAAAAAAUGACGGCUGUUCCAGUUCCAUGACAUAUGUAUGCAUGGCCAUAUGCAAAUUCAUUAAAUAGAAUAUUAUUCCAACUCAUGGACAGUCAUUUGCGAAUAUGUAUAUUCGAUGAGGGUGAAGCUGCUGGAGCAAUUGUAUCAUGUUUAUUUAUUGUUAUCCCUGCUACACCCUCAUUAACAUGAGCCUGGUCAAUUAGUUCACGAGACUUGCAAUUGAAUCCGUGGCUAAGAAAGGCAGAGGCUGAUAAUCACCCCCAAAACCCGUCUUUUAAUGGAAAAUUACAAAAUGAGUGUAAUAACGAGGUCUAAUUCUAUGACCAAAGACCAGAUUAUUCUAGAACGUGUAUUUUUAUUAUUAUUUAUGGAAACGGAAUGAUGUAUGUUUGGUUUUACUGAGAUGCAGAUCAUACAGAUGAACUAGUCACGAACAAAACCAGUCCUAAAUACUAAAAUAAUAAUCUACAUGGGGUGCUAUAUUCUGUUCCAAGGCAAGCACAAUAUUAUUGUGUAAAAAACGCUACAUGUUUCAUUUCUGCAAACUCGCUAACAAACAAACGCAAAGUUUUCUCAAGGCCAAAGAGUUGGUGAAAAUUAUGCAAAUUAUAUAUUUUAGGUCAUAAAAUGUAUAUAAGCUCACUAGAAGCAACCCCAUGCACAUCUGUACACACACAAAAGCAGUUAUUGUUGGAUAGAGCGAUAAUUUCCCAUUUAUAACUAUUUUCCCUUUCAACACAUAGUUUGAGGUUGAAAUUUAUGUGACUAAAAAAUCUUUGGCCACAAUGCAAACUACAAGUACUUAUCUAACCAUACAUAACAUAUUUCAUAAAUUUUAAUAACGUCCGUAUGAAUAAUGCGAUCAUCAGGAUGGUUAAUGAUACAAUAUUUGCUUUUACAACGUAUUCAUUGAAUUGCUGGUGAAGUGUACAUACAGAUGUACUGAUGCAUUUCUUAUUCUGCACAGCAGAAUAUAUAAAUCCAGAUUUUUACAAUGAAUAUUUCAUAAUUUUGGAGUUUCAUAUGUAAUUUUCGGAACUAUGAAUCCGCAUCAACUCGCUUCGACUGGUAACCUGCGACUUUUGUUGUGCUCUUUUAGCUUGGAUACCAAGCAAAUUGCGCCCGACACAUUUUUCCAGUCACAGAAUAAUGAAUGCCAUUCUGCUCUUAGAACUUUGUGUAAAUAAAUUUAAUUUUAAAUUAGGCCAGGUUUGCACGCAUUACCAAAAUCAGGAUCAUUAAAUGAGUAUGGGGUCAACAGUAUUGUCCAUUAAAAUAGGGCAUAAAAUACUACCAGGCAGAGUAUGUAUAGGUUUAUAUGACGGAAAAAGUCCCUGUCUGACAUGUGCCACUUAUGGAGAAAGGAUUUUGCUGCUGAAGCUAAAAAAGACCCAUGAGUUAAUUCCUGGAAAAAGUGUGGACGCUGUGGCAGAAGACAUCACAUUCCUGAACAUCAAUCAACCCAUCACUUGCAUCGCUGCGGGGCCGAUGUACCGGACGUCUGAUCGCUACUACCUCUUUGUGGGCACACAGACCAAUGUCUUUGGCUACGACGUGGAGAACAACAAGGACCUUUUUUUCAAGGAGGUGGUUGAUGGGGUCAACUGCAUUCUGACGGGCUGCUUGUCAGGAGUAGAACUGGGAUCGGGAGACUCGUUAGCAAUCGCGGGUGGCAACUGCUCCCUUCAAGGUUUCGACGCAGAAGGGACGGAUGUUUUCUGGACCGUCACUGGAGACAAUGUAGGAGCAAUUGCACUUCUGGACUAUGACGGUGAUGGGGAAAACGAGAUGGUGGUGGGGUCGGACGACUUUGACAUCCGCGUCUUUAAAUCCGAUCAAAUUAUUGGCGAAGCAUCAGAAACAGAUACAAUUUCGCACAUAGCUCCUCUAAAAGGUAGCACCUUUGCAUACGCACUGACCAAUGGGACCAUCGGGGUAUACGAACGACUGCAACGCUUAUGGAGAAUCAAAUCUAAGAAUCACGCCCUUGCAAUUGUGGGAUUUGACUUUGAUGGCGAUGGGUUUCCUGAACUUGUCACAGGAUGGAGCAAUGGAAAAAUGGAUAUCCGAAAUGUCAAGAAUGGCGAAGUCCUCUUUAAAGACAACUUUAAUCAUCCUUUAGCCGGAAUUUUUACCGUCGACAUAAAUCAAGAUGGAAAAAUGCAUUUGAUUUGUUGCGAUGUCGAAGGCGAAGUUCGGAUUUAUCAACCUAGCAGUCAUGACGGGAGAAUGCUUUACAUUUCUCCAAAUGUGGAACAGGAGGCUAUCCGAGAGCUCAGCAUUAAAAAACAUCACUUGCUGCUAGAAUUAAAAAAUUAUGAUGCGAGUGGAGCUAUGAAAUCGUCUACUGGAAGUACGACGACAGACCCAUCUUCGAGAUCUCGACAACGUGAAGCUGGUGCAAUUCCGACGAAAACUACGCUUCAAACUGCUUUCUCCAUUAACAUGGGUUCGGAUGAGAAAGGCGCUCAUAUUGAAAUCACUCUAUCGCUAAAUAAUGACGCCCAAAUCCGAUCAGCUCUGAUAUUUGCUGAAGGGAUUUUUCAAGGGGAGUGUCACGUUGUUCAUCCAAAGCUAGAAGCUCUUCAAUCUAAAAUCAGCGUGCCGCUAAUGCCUCCGAAAAACGUCGUGGUCGAUUUGCAUAUCAAGGCUUAUGUUGGAUUCAGUGACAGCGAGCAUUUUCAUGUUUUCGAAAUGACUCGACAAAUUCCUAGAUUUUCAAUGUUCGCAGUGUGCAAGGAUCCCAACCCUCAGGAAAUUACCAGUUUUGUUAGAGUACCAAUCCAAGAGAGACCUGCUCGACUUGUGAUGUGGAUAAACCAAAAUUUCUUGCUUGCUGAAGAAAUUGACUUCAAGACUGGAUUUUCAGUGUCAUUCAUUUCAUUAAGAAACCAUCAAGAGUUGAGUUUUGAAGUCGAAACUAGUGGAACAACCAUAAUUCGGACUAAUGACAUGGAUCUUGCUGGUGAUAUCGUACAAAGUUUGUGCCAGUUCUUACACAUUGAUGAUUUGGAGACGGAAGCAGAGUAUCCUGAUGAAAUCACACAUCUUGUGAGAGCGGUGGAAGAGUAUCAGGAAAGCAAUGACAGGUUAGGUGCAGACAUUUCGGACCAAUCAGGCGUCAUCAAAACGCUGCUGAUUCGGGCCGAAGACGCCAGGUUAAUUGGAGACAUCAAAGGAAUGCGAAAGUGGUACAUGCAGCUCCAUGAUGCGAACAGAAACCUUAUCAAUCAGCACCAAAUUAGAUGCAACAUGGCUGAGAAUAUUUCAGAGUCCAUCAAAGCUGUUAAUCAAAUUAUUCAAAAAGCAGCUAGGCUUCGAGUUGGGAAGCCAAAAGCAAAUGUUAUCACUGCAUGCAGAGAUGCCCUGCGUGUUAAAAAUAUCGAAGCAAUUUCUAGAAUUAUUAAAUCAGGAGCAACAUAAUUUAAAAAUUUGGUAUAAAUCUGUAUUUCAUAACUUUUCCACACAUAAUUUUACAUAUGCAAUAAAUAUAGACUUGUCGCAUACCCUCCUA
This is a messenger RNA of Folsomia candida, 3668 nucleotides long. Its product is annotated as Bardet-Biedl syndrome 2 protein homolog. Gene Ontology annotation, cellular component: motile cilium; BBSome; ciliary basal body. Gene Ontology annotation, molecular function: protein binding. The coding region runs from base 1397 to 3577 and encodes 726 amino acids. The transcript has 17 exons. Gene Ontology annotation, biological process: non-motile cilium assembly. The record is from RefSeq and is a predicted model, not a curated record. NCBI's taxonomy places the organism in Eukaryota, Metazoa, Arthropoda, Collembola, Entomobryomorpha, Isotomidae.